Molecule: messenger RNA, 1017 nt
Organism: Laccaria bicolor S238N-H82
Lineage: Eukaryota; Fungi; Basidiomycota; Agaricomycetes; Agaricales; Hydnangiaceae
Exons: 10
Coding region: 1-1017 (338 amino acids)
Source: RefSeq, a predicted model, not a curated record
AUGAUGACCACCACCACGACCUGGACACUAGACAACACCAUCGGUGCUCUUCAAAUAGGCGUUAUUUUUGCCAUCUUUCUGUUCGGAAUCAUUACCCUACAAACUUAUCUCUACUUUAGACGGUUUUCGGCUUCAGAUCCAUGGAUGUUGAAGGCUUUGGUUGGGGUUGUAUGGAUCCUGGAGCUUCUACAUACAAUAGGAAUCUGCUACGAACUUUACCACUCAACGAUCACGCUCUUCGGCCAACCCCAAAGGUUGUUUAGAUUUCCGAUCCUUGGUGGCAUUACACUUGUUGGAGGAUUGAUCACACUCAUCACGCAGUGUUUCUUCUCUUUGCGCGUCUGGCGAGCACUUCCGAACCCCUACAGUUACAUUGGCGUUUUCUGCAUGGCCAUAGCCGUCGCUCACUGGGUGGGCAGCAUUGUCCUCUCAGCCAGGCUUUUAAUAGCGCCAACAAUGGGGGCAUUCAAGUGGUACUGGCUCGUGACCUGCUUGCUCGUUGCCUCCGUGGUGGUCGACCUCAUCAUUACUGUCUCUAUGUUGUAUUAUCUCAUUAACCAAAGAAAGAAUGCACUGAAGAGAGUGGCACGGCUGCUCGAUCAGCUUGUGGCGUAUACUAUCAUCAUCGAUAAUAGGGACAGGGGUCCUCACGAGCAUCAUAGCGCUUGGCGUGGCAAUUUGUUUCCAAGUCAUGUCGUCCAACCGUAUGUGAUUGCCGAACACUCUCAAAGACAGAUUUUUACUUUGCACGUCUUGCGCCUAAUGGUUCUAGUCAUUUGGCUUGCGUUGUAUACUUUUCUUGCGAAAUUAUAUUCAAACAGUCUCCUAUCAGCGUCCGUCGUCUCAACAGUUGAUGGAAACCUUCCUUUUCAACUUAAUUUGACGAUAGACUCAAUGAGCGCCAACAUUUGCGCAGGAGGAUGGUCCAUGGAUCCUCUUUCAACUUCAAGACCGAAACUGGAGCCACUAGAGGUCACCGGCCAAGAUGUAGGGUGUCAUCCCGUGUCAUCGAUAUAA